Molecule: messenger RNA, 12430 nt
Organism: Harpia harpyja (harpy eagle)
Lineage: Eukaryota; Metazoa; Chordata; Aves; Accipitriformes; Accipitridae
Gene: CPLANE1
Product: ciliogenesis and planar polarity effector complex subunit 1
Exons: 54
Coding region: 306-9911 (3201 amino acids)
Biological process (GO): cilium assembly
Cellular component (GO): ciliary transition zone
Source: RefSeq, a predicted model, not a curated record
GCGGGGUUGGAGCUGCUAGGCGAUGCGGCGGUCCGUCGGCGCCCUGGCUCUGCCGAGUGUGGUGAGCAUCGAUUUGGGCACGCACCAUCUCCUUCGGCCUGCGUCCUGAGGGCCGGAGUUAGUCUGAGGGGCCGUCUCUGCCCAGACUCGGGCAAAAGUGGCGGUGGAAUUCUUGAGCAUGGCGCCCGGAGGAGCGAGGGGAAGUCCGUUCCCUCCUUCACUCUCUCCGCAGGGAUACUCUAUGGAUAUGUGAAAAAGCCUCUACUUGCUUUUCUUUAUAAUCAUUACCUAGAGGCUUAAUAAGAAUGGAGAUUAAGUUAGAUGUUCUUGUCUCUACGUGUAUCAAGCAAAGAAAACCAUGGCCUCGCAUCUCAUGGAUUGGACAGGAAAAAGAGGCUAUCUUUCUCCUAGAUGAUAAACGUAUAAAUGAAAUUAACCUGGCAUCAGGGAAGACAAAGAGGAAAAUCCCUCGGCUGCAGUCACUAUUGAAAAAUGUAGUUGUUUUAACAACAUCAAGAAAUGGUGCUUGGUUGGCAGGAAUACUUACAACAGGAGAGCUGUUCCUUUGGAAUAAAGAUCAGGACUGCUUGAAAACUGUGCCAGCGAUCGAAGAGUCUAGGAAAGUAGUUGCAGCAGCACAAGAGUGUUUAAUGAGAUUGUACUUGUAUGUAUCUGGAGAUGGCAGAAAGGCAUUAUUAACUACUCCUACGGCAUGUGUCUUUUUGUGGGAGAGCACAGAACAUGAAAAGACAUCCUCUUAUAAAAAUUCUUCUGGGCGUUGGAUGCAAAUUUUGCCUGAUGAAUCAGUCAUGUUGCCUUCUACUGAAGAAAAAGAAAUUGGAGUGCAUGCUGCUUUCAUACAAAAUGAGGUACUGGGUGAUUGCUGUUUGUGCUCUUUUGUGUUUUACUCUGGAGAAUGUUUGGUGCUGACAUUUCUGAUUCUUCGAUGGCAUGAAAAUAGCUUUAAAUAUGUCAGUUCUUUGCCAUACCAGAUCCACUGGGUACAGCAGACUUGUUCUCUUGAUAAUUUGGCUCCUCGGUGUGUGUCUGUGAAGUCAAAAGGAGCUUUGCUGUGUGCAUUUGCAAGAGAUGGACUUCUCCUUGCAGUAGCUGUCAAUCAAACUGAUCCAAAGGCAACUCAGAUUUUGUUUUUAAACACAUUGAAUUUUGUAACUAUUUCGGGUAGCCUUAAAGGUUGUAGCAGCAAGAAUAACAUGGUCCCAUCCAAGUUUGUCAGAUCUUACUGGGUUGGCGAUAUGAGUUGGACUCCUGAUAGUCUUUUCCUGGCUUGCAUGUUAAAACGCGGAUCUUUGAUUUUAUUGACAUGUAUGGGCGAAUUGCUGACCAUGAUUACUUCUGGCUGCUCUGUAGAAUUUGGACCAGCAGAGUUUAUUCCAUUUCAUCCACUAAUAACAUACAGUUCUAUUUCUUAUAAUGGGUUUGUUGUGAUGAAAAUUGGCAUUGUGACAAUACAGCAGCACUCUUUUUGUCAAGACUCUAGUCAGUCUCUUGGUUCUUCAGCUUCCGAAAGUGACCUUGUGAGACAGAGAUUCUCUGUUGCUUCACAUUCAAGAUUACCCUACCUCAUUGUCUCUGAUGGAUACAUGAUAACAGUGCUUAGAUUUCCUAACAACCUUUCACCAUCAGGAUUUAUAAGAUCCCUUUUGCUUGAUUCAACCCAACGGCUUGAAAAUAUCCGUCAGAAUUUGCUGAAGUCCAAGUCUAAAGGGAGACCUCUGUGUUUACAAUCACUGUUGUCUUUAAAAGCUAGUCUUUUAAAACACACUCAAAACCAAAGUUCCAUCUUUUCCACCAUUCCGAAAUUCCUGGAGGAGGACACAACAGAAAUGAGUGAGAAAAGCAUGGAUUUACUGGAUUAUGAAGAAGAAUCGCAUGACGAAAAGCAGUUUUGCAAUAGGCCUUCCAGCUUUUGUAGCCAAAGAAUCCAUUCAUUUGUUGUUAAAGCUGAUCAAGGCCACUUAGAAUUUGCAUCAAUGUUUGAUACUAUCCAUGCAAAAGACAAUACUGAAGAGAAGGAUAAAUUAUCGGUGGAACUGUAUUUCAUUCAGAAGAACCUCCUUGCUGCAUGGCAGAUAGGGAUUUCAAAAAAUAUGGAAGAGAAAGAUACAUUACUGAAUUACACAGUGAACUGCAUUAUCCAUUUUUUCAACAUUCUUCAGUUUGUGAAAUAUUCUUUGCUAAACCAGGAUGCAUCUUUAAACAAGUCUGUGAAGAAUACUCACUGGAUGCAUUAUGUCUUAAAAUAUUUUCAGCAGUAUUUAACUGUCUUGUACUGGCAUUCAAGAACCAGUCUGACUGGGCACGUGGCAAAACUGACAUUACAAACUUUAAAACUGAUGCUCAUACAGCAACAAGAUCAGUUGUUCUCAAAAAACCUUUUGGCAUGCUUCUGUGUUUUGAAAAUGGUUUCUCACACUCUAAGUAGCAUGUGCAUACUACAGUAUGAAAAUUUUUUUGCAUCUCCUCAUGGUAACAGUCUCGUGGAACUUGACUCCCUCGCUGUGCCUAUUUUCCUAGCUCUUGAUGAGAGUACUACUCAACAGUUCAGUUCACUGAAUUCUCUCCUUAGAGAGCCUCCUCGAGCAGUAAACCAUGAUGCAAAACCAGAAAAAAGGUUGAUGGUACUAUGGCAAUUACUGUAUAAGAAAGUGGUUUGGUAUCAGAUGCAGCUGAACAGAAAAGUGAACAAGAAUGCAGAAGAACAGUCUGUUGUCUCAUCGCUUUUCAGUCACAUACAAGCGACCCUCCAGUCUUCAGGAGUGACCUUAGAACAACAUUUGAAGAUUAAUUCCAUAUCUGGUGAGGAGAAAUUCCUUUUAGGCUCAUACAGAGAAUCUGUGGAUAUUUGGAAAAGAUCUCUUUGUGAAAUCAAAGCAAAAGGAGGAAAAAGAGCAUGUUUUCUUCAGACUAGAUAUUAUCUUGCAAUAUUAUUUUGCCACCUUUAUCAAUACAACUUGUGUGAGGCUCAGGGACUCUGUGAUCAUCUGGUAGGAGAGAUUCUGAGGCGAUCACAGCUCUCAGUGAGUCAGAUGGAAAAAUUUUCUGAUACCAAGUAUUUUCAGCAUGAACUAUGGAUGGUAACAGAUGUUCAUACUGAAACUGCCAUGGCUGUGAUUCAGUCCAUGGCACGAUUCAUGGCCGCUUAUUUCACAAAUCAGCUUCUCUAUAUCUUUCCCCCACACAAUGUUGACAUCCUGCAUCCACUUCACAUCAAACAAGAAUUUUCUACACGUAUUAUUCCGCUGCAACACUGUUUGGUUACCAGAGCUGUCAGGGACCAGAACCUUUCAUCUGUGUGGACAGCUGAAUAUGCUCUUGAUUUGUUCUUUAUUGCUGGGCUCAUUCCAGAAGCUGUGUGGUUAACACGCAGACUUGGGGACUGGAAACUGUCUGUUUCAAUUGGUGUGGCCUACCAGCUGUAUUGUCAGAACUCUGAUGAAUUCUCAAGUUUCAGACUGAAAAACACAGAGCGUCACCUGCCAUUAAGCUUAUCACCAAUGCAGACUUUUCAGGAAAAGUUACAAUCUUUGUUAGGACAGCCAGCUGCUUCUGAAACAUCAGUAUGUAUGAAAUACAAGCAGUUUACAGAUCCCAUUGAAGAGGAAGAUGCAAAUGUUCUUUGUAGUUCGGUACAGGAACUACUGAAAGCAGCUGUUAUGGCAGAUGCUGAUAUUCUUUCAGAGACAUUUCAGCUUUUGAUGGAUUCUGGCAAGGAUCUUGGCAGAAAAUUAUAUGGUUUAGUUCCAGAUGGGCUUUAUCUUCCAGCACCACCAUUGUACUGUCCCCAGCCAGCUUCUCUGAGUGAAGAAAACUGCAAUGACAUUCUUUUAAAAAUUGAGAGAGAAAUUCGUCAGAAAGUGUCAGGAGUUCUUCAGCGAAUUAUCUUGCUCUUCCGGGCUUCUCGUUGUUCCUGCCCUGCAGCACAGUGGUAUAUUGCACAACUGAAGUGGGCAAGAAAAAUUAUGCAAAAAAUUCGAAUGAAAGGAUCUCUUCCUUUGCUAAGUGCAUUCCCAGAGACUUUGCUUCGUUACUCCAAUUUCCGCACUGUUUUCUAUAGAUCUACAUCUUCUGGAGACCAUCAGUUUGAUGAUAUUACCUGUAAAAUUUUAGGUUGGUUCAGAGAGCUGUGUGCAUUGUGUUGGAUGUUUCAUGUUCGUGAAAGAUUAUCUGACAACUGCAGGCGGUACCAAACUGCAAGGGAAAAUAUUAACAAUCAUAAGGAUCUGAAGAAGAAUGAAUAUGAUGCCUCCACAGUUGAGCAUUGUCUGAAUGCAGUGGAGUGGGCUUGUCGAAUGCUUCCUUUCUGCAGGUUCAUGAAUGUUGAAGAAUUAGUUCAAGAUGUUAUUUUGAGUCUGCUUGGAGAAUUGCCACCAAUGAAAAAGGUGGCAGAGAUUUUUGUAAAAGCAUUUCCUGAUCCUGAAGAUAUAAGAGUUCCACUAAGGGAUAAAUAUCACGGACUUCAGCAGCGACUCAGACACAGUAUUGUUAAAGGUCCUGAAAGUGAAGAAAUGAUGUCUGUUGUUAUACAGGCUACUGAAAAAGUGAGAAUGAAGGCCUUGAGACGUGUAAUAAAGAACAUAGGCCCCAUAGAAAUUAAUAUUUGGGAACCGGCAGAAGAGGGAGCAGCAGAUGAUGAGAAACACUGUUAUGACAGAGUCUCAUUAGGCACUAGUCUAAGCAGAAGCACACUUACUGAUCUUGGGAAUCCUCAGGUAUAUAGUGAUGCUGACACAGCAGAUACACUUUCUGAUGCUUUGUUUACUGAAGAAAUAAGAGCUCAAACACCUUCACUCCAGAGGGAUAAAGAGCAUCACAGACAAGGAGAAAUACGUAGCAAAAAUAUCACACACAAGAUAAAAGCUCUUAACUGGAAAACAAAACAUAAAGACAAAGUAUAUGGAAAAGACAUGCGUAAUCAAUGUAAUUUGCCUAUAGUUGGUACAUGGGAAUUUGAACGUGAUGAUGAUGAAUAUGUUAUUUUUUUAGAACUCUUUUUGAGUUACAUUCUUGAGAGAGACCUGAUAAAGUAUAGUGACCUUGGAAUUCCAUUUCUUACUAGCUUUUCUGGACUUCUUCGAGAGCAUGAAUUAAACUCUCUCUUUUUUGAUGUUCAUACAACACUAAAACGUCGACAAGGCAAAACUAGAAACCAAAAUGUGUUUAGAGCAGGGUCUUGCUAUACUGUCACCCUGGCAUCUUGUGAUUCUGAAACAGCAUCUGUCUAUAAUGAAAACCGAAGUAUUUUGGAAAAUCCAACCCUUGUACAGUCCAUUGUACAGACAACAGAACCUUCUGUGUGUAACCUAAUGAAAGGACUUAGUGAAGGAUUAUUUGGUUUAAAACACAAGUCAAUUUACAGAGCUCAGAGUGACAACCAAGGAGUCACCGUUGCACCAGCAAGCCAGACCUUUCCUAACCAUACUUCCUCUAGCCUGCAAACUCAGGCAACUUCUAAAUACAUUUACAAAACUGUUGAUAUAGUUGAUAUUGUACCAGGAGAAGAACUGGCUAUAGAAUUGGUGGGUAAGUUGAGCAGUAUUGCAAGAUUGCUUGAGUGGAUGAUCAGAUGGUCUGAUAAAAGACUGCUCUGUGGUUCCAAUAAACAAGAUUCCUUAGAAGAGAUUCUCCCGAUGAUACAUGUGAAAACAUCAGCACCUGCUGUCCUUACUUCUUUGUGGCUGUUAGAACAGUUACACAGAGACGGAUCUCAAGCAAAGAGCAUGAUAUUUAAGAGUCCGGAUAAUCAAUAUCUGAAAGAAUUUGCAUCUCUAUCAGAAGCCCAGUCUAGGACAGAGAAAGAAAGCAGUAUGAAUGAAGGCUCUUCCAUACUGGCCAGUCCACCUCUUGAUAUCCAGAGUGUACAAGCCUAUGAUGAUCUUUGUGAAACUGGUUUGGGAAUGUCUACAAAGUCAAAAUACUUUGAUAAGAAGGAAAUUAAUCAUGGGAAUUAUUCUGUACCUCAUGUAACUGAAGAUGUUAAUGAAGUGGGACCAUUUGUUCUGGAGGAAUUAGGUGUAACAUCAGAAAGAGAGUUCUUUGAGGAGCCAUAUGAAACUCCAAAGAGCUCCAGUAGCUCUAUCAAGAUCAAAUCUGUAGAACAUCAAAGAGGAAAGCAGGUCUCCAUUUCAGGUAUAGAUAGUCCCCAGGAAGAUCAAAAGGCGGAAGAGACAAAGGAAGGAAAGGGUGAACAGAAUGCCAUGCACGUUGUUACUAGUACCAUUUCUCAGUCAUUCUCUUUAGAACAAGGUGCAGAAGUUCCCAGUAAUACAGAGAUUUCUUUAAGUGAUGGUCAGCCUUCUCAGACUGUUGUGUCAAGUAUGCCAAGUGUUGCCUCCAAUACUUACAUUUGUGCAAAGAAGCAAGAAGUCAAGGAAGAAGUUCCUACAGAAGAGAAACUAAACAAUUCAGAAAUGGUCAGGCAGAUGCUCCAAGAUGAAAUGUUUAAGUUAGUUCAGCUACAGCAAAUCAACUUCAUGAGUUUAAUGCAAAUAGUGCAGUCAUCCUUUGCCAACCUGCCAAAUGUGCAACAAAUUUUGCAACAGCAUCAGUCUGUUCACUUGGAAGGAAGCCAGCCUGCACACGCUGCUGAAGGCAGUGGCUCCCUGAAAACACAGGUGCCCACUCGAGAAGACAAAGGAAAACCUGGUCUAAAGAGCUCUGAUUUUCAACCAAGGGAUAGUUUAAGAAAUGAAAGCAACAAUGGCCGUAUAAAAAAUCAUCUGGAUGUGAAUGUUUCUUUAAGCCUAUUAGAAAGCCACAGCAAAGAAACAGGAUUUAUGCCACCAUCUCAAGAUCUGCAUUCUUCAGCACCUACUAAACCACUUCAUCUCCUAGCUCCUUCCUCAGACAUCCAGAAAACACUGAAGCUUAUCCCUAUUGAAAAAAACUUGAAUUACUCAAAUGGAUUUCCUUUGCUUAAGCUUGAAUCAGGUUAUCAUUUCAAACCGGCAUUUUUACAUCCAGUAGAAAUGUCAUCAGCUUUUGCUAGACCACCCCCAGUACCGCGAGUAGCUUGGAGUUCAUCAGAUUCCUUAUGGAACCAUCAGUCAUCAUACACACCAAGAAAGAAUAAGUCAAAAGAAGAUUUGAACAUGAGUAGAUAUGACACUAAGAUCCGAAGGCAAAUGCAUGAGGAACAGAAAAGAUGGGCAGAAACAGUGCUUAAGGGACCUCCCAAACACCUGAAUCUAGAUCAGUAUGAAGGACAGCAAGAAGUUCCACCUCAGCGGCAGUUCUCUGCAAAUGUGAAUAAGGACAAAGCACUGAUCGCUCAGAACCUGGCUGGUAUUCCACUGUUGAGCUUGCAACUUGAGUCAGUACCUAGACUUCCACCAGUUGUAAGGCAGCCAAUCACUACCAAUUUAAUACCUGUUAAACCUGCAACAAAGGAGACUGACUGCAGAGAAACAGUACAGCACACAGGAGUAUCACUACUCCAUGCUAAUUUACCUCAAAAAAAGAAGGCACAAAAACUCAUUCCACUUCAAGAUCUCAUUGCAUUUGAGCAACGCCACCAGCAUCAUACUGUGCCCAGUACUUUCUUCGGACAAGACCGAACUGAACCUAUCCAGUUACUAAAAACUGUUGUUGAACCAUUUGAACUAAGGGAUGUGCAGAAUAAUAAAAAAAGACAAAAGAGGCGUGAUAAGAAACAAAUGAAAGAAAAGGAGGAAAAGAAGAAACCAAGUGUGUCCUUCUGCCCAGAUGACUCCAUCAUCAGUAUUAGUGAUACAGUGAUGGUUGUUGAAUCAGGGACUAGGGAUCAACAAGCAAAAUCUGCAUCUUACCUUCAAGAUGGCUUUUUCAUUUCAAUGGACACAAUGGGGGAAGCAGUUACUACUUCAGCAGAUCUACAUUACAUGGCUUCUACAGGAAAAAACCCAGCAGAAACUCAAGAUGCAAGUACAAAUACUCACCCAGCACUGAAAUCAUAUCAGGAUGUUGGAAUCAGUGCUGGAAAUGAGGUUUCUGAAGUUCGAAAAAAUGAGUCGGUCAUGUCUGUUCCUGUGUCAGAAUCACCUAGUGCCCCUGAGAUACUACCACCAGACAUGUAUUUAAACCUGAGAUUCCCCACUGAAUUGAAUGAGACACCUUUACCAUCCUUUCUGUCUGAUGCACCUGAUUUGAGUGAACAUGAAUAUAUCAGUGUGAUUGACAUUGAAGACAGUGACAUCCUUAACAAUUUGCCCAUGAUACCUGAGUCUGCAGAAGAGAUAGCUACUGCACAGCAAAAUGAGAAGUUUGAAAUUCCAUCUACUGCAAAACUUCAUCACAUGGCAGCUUCUGUUACUAAUGGAAUUCCACCUGAGGUGCUUCAGAAGAAAGACAAUCAUCUGAAAAAUUUAUCAAGCCAAGUGCAAGAGGAAGUUAAGAAGUCAGAUUCUGCUAAAGUUAGUGUAACUUGGAACAUAGUACAUGAAGAUGACAGAACAUUUCCUUCUUCAGGGCUUCCAUCCAAAGUAAUUGGCAAAGAAUACUCUUCCAUAAAGCAGCAGGAAAUGGAUAUGCAAUUACAGACACUGCAGAACAUAACAGAAAAUAUGGAGGAGGAUUUCAGAAAUACCAAACUGCUAGUGAAAAUAAUAGAAGAUUUUGAAAUGGCUGCCAAUUCAGACCUUGGUGCUCGUCCUUCAUUCUCAGAAGAUGCUAGAAUCCUUGAUGAUGAACAUUGUUUGAGGGACAUGAUUUUUGAAGAUGUUAUAGAUGAUGAAAAGGACGGCUUAAACUUGGAAUAUCCUGCACCCAGUUACACUACAUUGGAAUUACACUCUCCUGCCUCUGCAGCCUCUGCUAACUUUCGCAGUGGGAUAAAGUCAUCAUCUGGCUUUCACAUAUGUGGACAUCUGUGUGACAGCUCUUCAGAAGAUCCCCAGCAAAUUACUGCUCUGAGUGGUGUUACUGACAUCAUUAGUGAUCUUGUAGUAGAAGGUGACAUCUCUCCGUUGGAGCUGGGCUUUACAAAAAUACAAGCUAAGAAAAUCUCUAGGGUUCAUGAUUCUGCUGCUGGACAUUCUCAAAGAACAAAAAAGGAGAAGACAGAGAUACAAGCAUGGAUUAAAAGAAAGCAAAAGGAAAGAAUGAGAGAAUAUGUGAAGAAACUGGAUGAACAAAGACAGAAAGAGCGUAAUCCAUUCAAUCUAAGAAAGGAUGUGCAUUGUCGUCUUACUUCAAAGGAUAUUAAAUUUUUCCAGAAGAAGAAAGAAGAAAAAGACAAAGCCCUGUUAUCUGAACAUCACAGUAUGAGAAUAUCACAAGCAGUUUCUCUGAUGAAUGAAAUGUUAUCUGAAACAGUGGUGUUACCUGCAAAUGAACGUAGACCAUUGUCCAGGACAAGAUUGCCUCAAGAGUACAGAAGGCAGCAUGUGACAUCUACUAAAGGAGGGCAUCUGAACAGUCCUGUUGUGUCAGAAAGGAGCAGAACUGCUGUCAAACCCAGCUUUGGUCAAAAAGUACAUCAUUUCACCCCAACUCUUGGUUUAACACAGUCCAGGGGAAAUGCUUGUAUGCUCCUACAGAAGAGUACUUCCAGGGGAAGAAUUAGAAAUGCUGCAAACUGUCCUGUUAAUUCUAGACACUCUGCUGAGUAUAGAGUCAGCAGAACAUCAGAACAAAAGCCUCCACAUGUUGCCACUGCAGUUCAGACAGAAGAUGUUGAUCAAGAGGCUGAUCGAGACAUAGUAAGUCCUUGGACUGUGCCUGAUGAUAUCCAAAGAAUACUUCAAGAUACUCAUGACUCCUUGUUUCAGCAGGCAUCUGCACCGCAUCCUGUGAGUUUCUCUCCUCUCGGCGUUAUCGACACUGAUGGCGUUUCUGAAAGCACAGGAAGUAUCCUCAGCAAACUGGACUGGAAUGCAAUUGAGGCUAUGGUAGCAGAUGUGGAAGACAUGUGAACAAGAUUUCUCAGCUGCUGUGCACUUCCAAACAGUUGCUGGUGUUUGGAUUCAUUUUUUAAAAUAAUCAUUGUUCUACUGAAAAUGGAAUGAGGCUUGCAUUGGUUUUCUUCUUAAGCAGCACAGAAACUCUCACUGCUUGCAGUCUCGGCUAGAUGAAAUUCAACUCCUUAACGUGUAGUUUGCUUUCCAUAUGUCUUCAAGUCAACAGGAACUAAAUAUAGUUGGUAAAUGCAGACCAACAGUCUUAAGCAAGAACUUCUGGGUCAGCUGCUUUACAUAAAAACAUACAUACAUAUACAUGCACUGCACAACUGUUUUACCUUUGUAUUUAAUAUUUAACAUCAUUACGGAAGAAGUUAUUUUUGUAACUUAAUAAUUGUGGUAAACUGAUUUAAUAGAAGUGAGUUUAUUAGUUUCUGCUGUAAAGUGAUUUACACACAGACUACACUUAUUGCUGGGUACCACUAUGACUGUACAUGUGCACGUGCACUACCCUAGUAUUUUAAACCCAGCUUACUUGUACAAUAGUUUAGAGAAAUCUUAAAAAGAGUUUGAGUGAUUGAUAGAAAGAGGUACAAAUAGUCAGGCAGCAAUAAAUGAAAUACAGACUUUUGUUAGGAAAAUCAGACACCAGUAUAAGACGUUAAGGACAAGUACUUACUGACAUAAAGAAAAAUAUCACUGUUUGUUCAUCUGUAUAAUGCUGUUGUGUUAGAGGUCUUCUAGCAGCCCCCAGAUGUUUGUAGAAUAAUUUCCCUUAUGUUCAGUGGCCAUCAGCUAGUUGUGGUAGCUGGAACAGAUGCAGCUGUGGUGACUCUUUCCCAACAGCAGUAGUUUUUAUUUUUGUAGUGAAGAAAUUUGAAUAUUUAAUAGAAGUCAAAAGUGUGUUAAUUUCCAGUGGUUAAUUACUGUCACCCAAUACUUAGUGUAAAAAAAAAAUAAAUAUUGCAUGUUUCCGAGUGAAGCUGCAUCUUGGCAGUCAAGAAAUACGGUUCAAAGAAAGCCAGUUACAGGAUUAUAUAUGUAUCAGGAUAGAAUUGACAACUUCUGUAGGCUCAGAAUAUCAAAACUGGCUGUGUAUUUUUUAGCAGUCCUCAGAAUCAGCAUAUGCUUGUCCUACAGGAGUGGCCAGAGUGCAAAAUUCGAUACUGGGAGUCAUCAUCUCCAAAUGAAAAGGGCAAGUACCUUCAGAGCCAGUCAGAAGCAUGAAACUGUGACUUCACUCAAAGUCUCAAAACUGUCUUUCUCCAGAGUGGCAUCAAAGAAAUCAUCAGUUAAAUGUCUUCUGUUCCUGGUGGAAAAAAAUCUGAAAAAUCCUGGUUCAGCCAAGUAUGAAAGUCUCCUUAUGAUCACAGCCAGCUGUGAGAAGGAAGAGCAAGCAGUCAGGGACAAGACAGUGACUUGUCCUAAAAGGCUUGUGAAAGCUUUAUCAGACUCAGCCUUUGUUUUGGGUGAUAGUUGCAGCAUCACAGUCAUUAAAUGUUAAUGGAUAUGCUGUGAUGUGCAAACAUAUUAAAUAUAAUAAUUUAAUCUCCAGACAAGAUUGGAGAUAACAAAUGCGGUAGCUUGCGAGCAGUUGAGUUAUACAGGCUACCAAGACAGUACCUGCUCCCCUGAAGGGGUUUUACUUGUUUGUAAAGAAUUCAGACCUUGACAGUAGAUGUGUGAAGAUGAAAAUGUUCAGAUAAGUUGGGGGGGGGGGGGGGGGGAAUGCAGAAACAAGGUAUAAGAAUGCUGUUCGUAAGGAUGUUUGAAGAACCUUUACCGUCUUUCAUCAAGUAGCUUACUCCUUAAUAUUGUUUGUGGCAGUGCAGCACUCAGAUAUAAAUGAAAAUAAGGGUCAUUCCUUACUGAGGGGUUGUGGGAGUAAGAUGGCUCAUCAGCUUUCUUCAAGCAAUGCAUCUCGUGGUGCUAAAGGAAGAAAAAAAUUCAAAUGAGCAGUUCAUUUCAUUUUAACAGUGGUGAAGGAAAUCCUUUCUUACCUGUCUGCUGAUCCACAGCAUCACAGAUCACUAGCACAAGGGCAGGGAGGCAGUUCGAAGACCUCGCAGCCAGGAGGUCAGCGCUAAACUUAGUCUUUGCCUGUGAUGUGACGGAAGCAGGUGCCUGGGCAGAGCUGCACCUGCAAAGUCAGAGCAGUAGGAAAAAGCACUCUGGCACGUGGGAAUAGGAUCAUCGAAAGCUGUCUCUUAACCCUGCUGCUUCCACAGACUCAAGAGAAGUUUUCUUGUGCUUUCUCUUCUAUGAUGCUUUUCUUUUUAGGGCCAGAGAUGAAACUUUUUAGUGUGUCUUCUGAGAGGAGCAGAUAAUGCUUUUAUCUCUGCCAGUCUCUAAAUGAAAUUUUUAAAUGCACAUUAAGAAAUGCCUCCAGAAGUGCCUGCUGUCAUGAAAGCUAUGAGGAUCAAACGUGUCAAAACCUGUUAAAUUAAUUCCUAAAAACAUUGCAUGCUUUUAGAAACAAAUUUCAAAAUAUUUUUUUCUCUAAUGCCUCAGUAAAGAUUUCUGGUCAAAAUGCA